This is a messenger RNA of Pediculus humanus corporis (human body louse), 2676 nucleotides long. RefSeq names its product retiin, putative. NCBI's taxonomy places the organism in Eukaryota, Metazoa, Arthropoda, Insecta, Psocodea, Pediculidae. Bases 1 to 2676 code for a protein of 891 amino acids. The transcript has 12 exons. The record is from RefSeq and is a predicted model, not a curated record.
AUGGUAGGAAUAGGUUUGAACAAGGGUAAAGUUUUCUCGGAUUUUGACUGUUUCAAAAACGAAGAAUGGUUACAUCGCAGAAAACUCAGAAUUGAACAGGUUCGAAAACAAAGCAAAAACAUUGCUAGGGUAUUAAGACAGAAGGUUGAAAAUGAGGGAAAAAUACAAUCUAAAGAAUUGGAAAAAAUUGAAGAUAUCAAAUUUAAAUGCUGGAAAGCAGAAAAAUUAGAUGAGAUGGAAAGAAAAUUAAGAUAUGCUUUAGAGGAAUUCGGUUUGGGGCAUAAACUUUCUGAGCUAGAACCUUGCCCAGAAGAAAUCAUCAAAGUUGAAAGUAAUAUCAAUUACUGGAAAGCUCAGGAAAGGGGUAAACUUGCCAAUUUAGAACAAAAUAAUAAGAUUAAAGCUCAAAACUGGGAAAAAAAUUUUUAUAUUGAAACAAAAAAAAGAACAAGAAAAUUUGAGGAUUUGAGAUCUGCUCUUGUUUGCUCCGUUUCUAACAAAAAGCAUUUAUUACAACAGAGUAAUAUUCCUGAAAUACCUUCUGCCUUCGACAUUAAAAGGAAAACAGAGAAGCAUGUAACUAUUGUGAAAAAAAAAAUUAGACCAGCUCACCCAAGUUCAUCAAAAGUAAUCAUUAAAAAGGUAAACUCGAAAAAAAAAAAGAAACAAAAUUUAAAAAAUGUAAAUGUUUCUCAUCAGGAUAAAAAUAACAAAAACCUUCCUGAAAAGAAUUCUUCAAGAGCCUCAGUGGAAACCAUAUGGAUUAACUUAAACGAUGUGCAUGACUCUUCUCAAACUUGUAGUAAGAAUUUAAAAAAAGGUAGCACAUCAAAUGAAAAUUUUGUUUUACCCAGCAAAACUAAUUCAGAAGUUGAAUUUUACAAUUAUCAUUCAAGGUACCCUGGGAAAUUAUACAGAGAAGUACCUAACUUGAUUGAAAAAAUUGAAAAAGAACCUGAAAUUGAACAAAAUAGUAUAAUAGAAAUUACAACUGGUGUAGAAAAAUCAGAAUUGGAAAAAAGACAAAAAGCAAUGAUUGCUUCUGAAAAAAGGGGAAACGAGGCAUUUAAAAAAGAAAAAACUCAACGAAGUUAUAAUAACUUAAUUUUAAAACUUGAUGAAUUAAGUAAAAAAGAAAAGUUGAUAAAGGCUGAAAGUCAAAUUUUGAAUACUUCCAUGUAUAUGAACGAUGAUAGAUUAUUUGAAAAAGCAAAAAUUAAACAGCGUAUCAUGAAUUCUAAAUUCGAAGGAAUUUUUUACGGGGAAAAAUUUAAAAGUUUAAAAAUGGAUUCGAAAAAAACAAAAAGUGAAUCUUUCUCUGAGGUUUUAGAAAACAACAGGGACCUCGUUGGUGACAAUGCACCAUUUCCCGCAAUUUCUCCUAAUGAUUUAAGAAAGGAAACUAAACAUUUUGUUUCGGAAAAUUCGCAAUCAAAUACAACAGAAGAAAGAACAUAUGAGGGUUCAUUUAAAACGACGCUCAAAGGUAGAGAGUUGAGAGAAUCCAUCAGUCACAAUAUGGUGCAAUCUUCUAAAACAAAUUCCAAUAGCAAUGAUAGUGAUAAUAAAUAUUACGGAAAAAAAAAUUUCAAUUGUGUUCAGUCUGACUUGUCAAAUAAUAUCAAUCGUUUAAUUGCUAAGAAAAGCGUUUGCCAUCGUGAAUCGCAAACGGAAAAUUUUCAGGAUGCAUCAACAGAAGACAAAACACAAGUUGAAAGUGAAAUUUCUUGUCAAAGAAGUGAUUCAUCAUCUUACAGCAUGUCAACAUCUUAUAAAAGUCCUCCUAGCGAAAUACAUUGUAAUACUUUUCAUCAUUUAUUACAUUGCUUAGAAAAUUCUAAAGAAAAUUUCCGCUCAAGAGGCUCAAAUAAAUGUUUAAAAGAGAAAAAUGAAGGUUUGAAAAAUCUUCCACGGAAUAUUUCAUCAUCAUCACAAAAAGAGAAUAUUAAACCUUUUUCCAAAUGUGAUUCUAAUCCUACAUUAAAAUAUUACAUAUCAAAGUUGCUGAAUAUGAGUCGAGAGCACGUGGCGAGUUUAAAUAUAUCGUCUGAUAAUCAUUCGGUAUCCAACGGAACAAGUUUAGAUAUUCAACAAGUUACGAGGGGGGAGAAAGAGCCGGAAAAAUCACCGGAAAUAAAUAAAUUUGUAAAACCUGAAAGCACGAAUUCCGAAUCGGAUAUUGACGAAGGUUGUACCUUUGUUUAUUUGGGUUUCUCCGUUAUAAAAAUUUAUAAAGCAAAAGAGGUACUUAAAAUUAAAAACAUGGCGUUUCCAUUUUUUUUAGAUGAAAGUUUUCAAGCAUUAAAAAUUGAAGAAAAUAAUGAAAAUUUUAUUGACUCGUCUAAUAAUUGUAUGAAAGGAAGAAAAAAAUUUGAUUUCGAAGGAAAAACUGAAAAAUGUACGGAAAAAAUAAAAGAAUUAUCAAAUUUAUUAAAUCAAUUGCGACAAGAUAAAAAAUCAUUUUUUCAAAACACCAUAAUUAACUUUAAAAAUAUUGACGACAGUAAUGGAAUAGAUAAAUAUGAAAAUAGAUUUGACACGUCACAAUUUUCUGAAAAUUCAUCAUUAUUAUCUGUUCCUUUUACUGAUUUUUCUUCUUCAGAAUUAUAUCCGGACGUAAUGGAUGAAUUAAUAAAAAGAGACAUACUUAGUUCACCAUUUAAAUGGUCUAAUUAA